AUGUGCUGGAUCACGCUGACGCCGACGCGUCCCAAGAACGAGAAACACGCGUCCUCGGACCGUUCCUCCGCAGACCUCGUACGCGUCCGACACACCCCCAACCCGCGGCUGAGCCCCCUCAGCAUCGCCCUGCCCAGCAGCAUCUCCGCCUCUCCUCGUCACCAUCACCACCACCAUCACCACCCCCACAUGCCCGACCACAUGCGCCCCCACGCCCCGCUCCCGCACGGCAUCCUGCAGCACCACCACCGCCACCCGCACCUGCACCUCCACCCGCUGCAUCUGCACCCGCUGGCGCCCCUGCACGGCGCGGGGAAGAAACUGCAGACCCCCUGCGCGCCGGCGCCGCGACACACGAGUCGAGCCCGCGCGCCCCCGCCAUCUAUCAGCUCCUCAUCCUCGUCGUCGUCGUCUGACGCAGCAAGCAAGACAGAGCCAACGUACCGGACGCAGAUUGUCGAGCCGGGCGUGCGGGCGGGGACGCGCCGUGCGCUGCGGGACGUGCGUGUGCGCGGGGGCCUGCGGCGGGUGGGCGGGUACGAGGUGCUGGGGCGCAGUGUGCCGUGGGACUGGGAGUGCGUGAGCAGCACCGUGGGGAGUAGUCGCUGCGGCGGGGGAGACAAGAGCAAGAAGAAGAAGGAAACGAAGAAGAAGAUGGAGGAGGGGGGGCUGAGGUAUCCGCCGUUCGGGGGUAUGGAGCGGUGGCUGUGA
This is a messenger RNA of Didymella exigua CBS 183.55, 711 nucleotides long. RefSeq lists its product as uncharacterized. The record is from RefSeq and is a predicted model, not a curated record. The coding region runs from base 1 to 711 and encodes 236 amino acids. The transcript has a single exon. Lineage: Eukaryota; Fungi; Ascomycota; Dothideomycetes; Pleosporales; Didymellaceae.